CUGCUCUCUUCAGCAUUUUCACCCGAAAUCUUACAUUCCUUUGGCAGGCGUUUAUGGCCAACGACGCAUCGGGCACGGCGGCCAUCACAGUCGCAGUUCGAGUCCGUCCGUUUUUUGAGGCUGCUGUGGAUUCCACAGGCGAUGUGGGGCUUCGAAGAAUAGUGCAGGUCGUGGACGAUCGCAUCCUCGUUUUUGAUCCCGUCGACCCAAACUCACGAAACCAGACGCGGACAUACAACCACGGCUCGCGUCGACACAAAGAGAUCCGCUAUGGUUUUGACAGGGUGUUCAACGAAACAGCCACGCAGCAAGAGGUCUACGAGGGUACAGCGCAACCUUUGAUUGAUGGCGUAUUGAAUGGAUACAACGCGACAGUAUUUGCGUACGGUGCGACGGGGUGUGGCAAGACGCAUACCAUCACAGGAACACCCCAGGACCCGGGAAUCAUUUUCCUUACCAUGCGGGAGCUCUUCCACCGCAUCGACAAUGCAUCCUCGGAACAGCUCGUCGACUCUUCCUUGUCUUAUCUAGAGGUGUACAAUGAGACCAUUCGCGAUUUGCUUUGUCCAUCUCCUUCGAACCAAUCACUCGAUGUUCGGGAAGAUGACGGCAGCAAUCGGGUGGUGGUUGCAGGGUUAAGCGAACACCGACCAAAAAAUGUGGAUGAUGUUAUGCAGAUGUUGAUCAAGGGCAAUGAGAAUAGAACGCGGGCACCGACUGAAGCAAAUGCCGUCAGUUCGCGAAGUCACGCCGUGCUGCAAAUCCAUAUUCGACAGAGAGAUAGAGCCGCUGGUGUUAACGCGAGCGUCAAGAUGGCAACGCUGAGCAUUAUCGAUCUUGCUGGAAGUGAGCGUGCAUCUGUAACAAAGAACAAAGGAGAGCGGUUACUUGAGGGUGCAAAUAUAAACAGAUCCCUGCUGGCACUCGGUAAUUGCAUUAAUGCUUUAUGCAGUGAGAGGCCCAACCACAUUCCUUACAGAGACUCGAAGCUUACCCGCCUCCUCAAGUAUUCACUUGGUGGGAAUUGCCGAGUAGUCAUGAUCACCAAUAUCAGCCCCUCUAGUUUCCACUACGACGAAACGCACAACACAUUAAAAUACGCAAACCGCGCCAAAAACAUCAAAACAAAAGUUGAACAGAAUUCAAUCGAUGUUACGGCGCAUUUGGCUCAAUAUCCGAAAAUCAUCUCAGAGCUGAAGGCGGAAGUUGAGGUUUUGAGGCAGCAGUUGGGAAAAGCCUCUAGAGAUAGUUCAGGUGAAGAAAACGGCAAAGAACCGGGAAUACGAACCGACAUCUUCGAGAUGAUCAUGCGGAAGGUGCAAAGAAUAUUCGAUAAGAUGGCAAUAAAGGAGAGUGAGAGGUGUGAAGCUCUGGCUGAAGUGGAAAAGAAUGAGCGAAAAUUAAGCAUUUUGAAAGCUAUUACCACGAUACUGGAUCAGAAUGCAGCGAAUGAAGACAGCCUUUCACUCUGCCGGCAACAGAUCACAUCCGUCAUCGAAGCCACCCAUGCUACAAACGUUGGACUCAGACAUAAUGCAAAUCAGGCACGAUUAGGCAUCCUACGACAUAACGCAGAAGUUGAUAAGAUUGAAAGAGGUGGCGGCGGCCAGAAGUUAUCGACGGAGCAGCGGGAAACACUACGAGUCGAGAUUCAACUUCUCAAACUCAGCGCUCAGAACGCUCUAUUGAUGAAACAAGUGGAGGCCUACCAAGGAGCACUUGAGGAUCAGUCUCGAACCGUAGUGGAGAUAGUGGCAAAGAAUGCUCAAAUCAUAUCGGACCUGAUGAGAAUCACCCACACUGCCCGAGACUCAGACAUGAUUGGUGAGGAAGUGGUGGCAUUAGUUGAAGAGGUUGCACAGAAUGCAAGUGGCGAUUUGACAGGAUUAGCUGGUCAAAAUACGGAAGCCCCGACAGUGGACCUCGAUUGGGAUACCAGCUCGGAAACAUCGGAACUGUCGGACGUUGAAAGUAGUGAUUCUGAAGUGGAGAAUAGUGAUGGUGAGGAAUCUGGGAGACUGAGGCGUGCAAAACGACGAAAUUCGUACCUGCACAAGGAGAUGGAAGAAGUUGCGCGAUCUUUUACCCCUGCUCCUCAAACACCCGCAGAAGAACCGUCACAGCACACGCCAGAUAGAGAUGCGGGACAUGCAGUCACUCCAGCAACUGCAAUAAAACUUUUGCCAUCGAAGCAAUAUGUUGACGAUGUCGAUGCAACUCCACAGGCUCACAAGCGGGGUGGAAGCCCCUCAUUAGAUUCCACUGCCAAGAAAGUGCGCGGGCGCGGUGAUACCAAGCCGGAGCGAGAUAUUCGUUCUACAUCUACCACCCCCACCAGAUUACAUAGUAAGCUGCCAGAAGCGUUUGAUGAUGAUGUAACUCCCCUUGCCCGACCCAAGAGAUCAAUACUGACCCCGGCUGAAUUUGGAAAACCACCCCCGCCUCCGGCUUUUCGCACCGACAAAAUGGAUAGUCUCGGUGCAGAUGAGCCGGAUCACCAUAUUACGAACGAAUCUCAUCAACAUACAGGCGGACCUAUACGUACCAGUCCGCAUCGUAGAUCGCGGCGACGAGCACGACAGUCACUUAUUCCGGUGAUGAAGACAGCAGGGAGAAGAGAAAGCAUGCUUCCUCUACCUGCUGGAAUUUUGGGCCGGGAAGGUGUUGAUAAUGAUGCACGACGUGUGACGAGCUCCUGCCCGUCAGAUAAGUUCCCUCCAGGCCCGAUGGCACCGUCUCCGACAGCCACUACCUCUUCAAUAGGAUGCAGUCCUGGCAACAAAGCCAACCGCGCAUCCGACACCAGCUCGAAUGCCAGUCCCAGCACUAGGUCGCGCAACAUCAUAAAAGCUCGAAAAACACCACCACGGACCUCUAUUGAGGACGAAGGCAAAGAAAACAGCAGCCAGUCAACAAGGCGCAGCACUCGCAAUAAGCCUUCUCGCAUAUCGUUUGCACCGUCACCAACCACUCCCCGACCAACUGACAUACUAACGGCUUCUUCGAAUACUAGACGGCGACGCACUAUGAUUGUUCCGCCUAGCAAUAUACAAACGAGGUCCUCGACCAGGAGGAAAGCUUCUGGGGAUGGGAGCCGGAGCCCGAGUAGUGGAGAGGAGAAUGGGGUCAAGCCCAAGUGGAAAUGAUGACGUGGGCAGAGUGGUGUGAUGUUAGUUAAAAUGCUGUUAUUUAAAAGAAACUGAUGAAAUCUAAUGACAAGAGGUUUGAAUUGCA
Molecule: messenger RNA, 3234 nt
Organism: Spizellomyces punctatus DAOM BR117
Lineage: Eukaryota; Fungi; Chytridiomycota; Chytridiomycetes; Spizellomycetales; Spizellomycetaceae
Exons: 5
Coding region: 54-3146 (1030 amino acids)
Biological process (GO): microtubule-based movement
Molecular function (GO): ATP binding; microtubule binding; microtubule motor activity
Source: RefSeq, a predicted model, not a curated record